GCACAUUCUGAGAAAGAGCACAUUUGGGGACCCACUUGAUGUGACCUGCUGCUGGUUAUUGUUUCUUUCUCCACCACCUGCACACAGAUCAGGACUCCUACAGGGCAGGAGAUCAACGCUUUCUGUCCACCCCCCUGGGCUCUCAGAGGAACAAUGGAAGUUUGGGGGUUUCUCAAGCUGGAAGCGAGUGGCACCAUGGUUACUCUGACCCUGUUUGUGGCGCUCCUGGCCCUCCUGAGAUGGUAUUCCACAUCGGCAUUCUCAAGACUGGAGAAGUUGGGCAUCAGACACCCCAAGCCCGCUCCUUUUAUUGGAAACUUGAUGUUUUUCCGCCAGGGUUUUUGGGAGAGCCAAUUGGAACUCAGGGAACAAUAUGGGCCUCUGUGUGGGUACUAUCUUGGUCGUCGGAUGUACGUUGUCAUUUCUGAGCCAGACAUGAUCAAGCAGGUGUUGGUUGAGAACUUCAUCAACUUUUCCAACAGGAUGGCCUCGGGGCUGGAACCCAAGCCGGUAGCAGACAGCAUCCUGUUGUUACGCGACAAAAGAUGGGAGGAAGUCAGAGGUGCCCUGAUGUCUGCUUUCAGUCCUGAGAAGUUGAAUGAGAUGACACCACUCAUCAGCCAAGCCUGUGAACGUCUCCUGGCUCACUUAAAACACUAUGCAGCAUCCAGAGACACAUUCGACAUCCAGAGGUGUUACUGCUGUUACACUACAAAUGUGGUGGCCAGUGUGGCCUUUGGCACCCAGGUGGACUCCCAGAAUGCCCCGGAACACCCCUUUGUGCAACACUGCCGGCGUUUCUUCGCCUUCUGUAUCCCCAGGCCCCUCCUGGCUUUAAUCUUAUCAUUUCCAUCCAUAAUGGUCCCAUUGGCCCGGAUUCUGCCCAAUAAGAACCGAGAUGAACUGAAUGGCUUUUUUAACAAACUCAUUAGGAAUGUGAUUGCCUUACGGGACCAGCAAGCAGCAGAAGAGAGGCAGAAAGACUUCCUGCAGAUGGUGCUGGAUGCUCGGCACUCCACAAGCUCUGUGGGUGUGGAAGACUUUGACAUGGUCACAGAAGCCCUGUCCUCUACCAAGCGCACUGUGGACCCUCCCCAAAGAAGCCACCCUACAUCCAUGUCUAAGCCUUUAACCACGGAUGAAAUUGUGGGCCAAGCCUUCAUCUUCCUCAUCGCUGGCCAUGAGAUCAUCACUAACACACUCUCUUUCAUCACAUACCUGCUGGCCACCCACCCUGACUGCCAGGAGAGACUUCUGAAAGAGGUGGACCUCUUCAUGGAGAAUCAUCCAGCCCCUGGGUACUGCAGCCUGCAGGAAGGCCUGCCCUAUCUGGACAUGGUGAUUGCAGAGACCCUGAGGAUGUACCCACCAGCUUUCAGAUUCACACGGGAGGCAGCACAGGACUGUGAGGUGCUGGGACAGCACCUCCCCGCAGGCACAGUGCUGGAGAUAGCUGUGGGUGCCCUACACCACGACCCAGAGCACUGGCCGCACCCCGAGAUCUUUGACCCUGAAAGGUUCACAGCAGAGGCUCGGCUUCAGCAGAGACCCUUCACAUACCUGCCCUUCGGAGCUGGCCCCAGGAGCUGCCUCGGGGUGCGGCUGGGGCUGCUGGUGGUCAAGCUGACACUCCUCCAGAUCCUACACAAGUUCCGCUUUGAAGCCAGCUCUGAGACUCAGGUUCCACUUCAGCUAGAAUCCAAAUCUGCCCUAGGCCCCAAAAAUGGAGUCCACAUCAAGAUUGUGUCACGUUGACACAGAAGGCAAGUCGAAAGCACUCUGUGAUGAUGACAUCUUCAAGUCCUGUUUGAAGGGUUCCCCCCGGGACUCCAACAAAAGCCUGGUGUGGAGACGGAAAUGUUUAAAGAAAUACAGAGAUGGUAUCUUUAUCUUAGGGUGAUUAAAAGGGUACAUGGCACUUGAGCAUGUUAUUUAUGUCACAGUCCUGGAUGUUUAAUAAAUGUUUGUCACGCUUCAUUUUGA
Molecule: messenger RNA, 1983 nt
Organism: Peromyscus maniculatus bairdii (prairie deer mouse)
Lineage: Eukaryota; Metazoa; Chordata; Mammalia; Rodentia; Cricetidae
Source: RefSeq, a predicted model, not a curated record